AUGAGCAACGAGGGCUGGGUGACCGACGCGCACAGCCGGGUGGUGCAGCGCAGCUUCUCAGGCAGCGGCGCUGACGAGGACAUUGUGGUGGCCAGUGUGCGCGCCUACGUCACCGCCCUCAACAAGAUGAUUGGGUGGCUCGGGACUGACAGCAAGAACGGGGCCGCCGCAAGCAGCGCCGCCAAGCGGCCGUCCGUCGGCAGCGCAGACGUCGCAGUGGCGAUCGGCAAGGCGUGA
Messenger RNA from Monoraphidium neglectum, 237 nucleotides. RefSeq lists its product as hypothetical. Bases 1 to 237 code for a protein of 78 amino acids. Gene Ontology annotation, biological process: L-leucine biosynthetic process. NCBI's taxonomy places the organism in Eukaryota, Viridiplantae, Chlorophyta, Chlorophyceae, Sphaeropleales, Selenastraceae. The transcript is spliced from 2 exons. Gene Ontology annotation, molecular function: 2-isopropylmalate synthase activity. The record is from RefSeq and is a predicted model, not a curated record.